CUCUCUCUCUCUCUCUGCCUCUCAGCAAAAGGGCGAUAUCAGCGGCACCACUGUCACUUUCAACGACCACACAGGGACAUGUACUGACUCGGAGGACGCAUCGAAACCUGCUCUCCAAGGCGUCAUAUUGAUUCCAGCAUCACUUUGGUGGAUUAUUAUUUAUUGUCAACAAAAAGGUAGGUAGCCCGAGCCUGUAUUUGUAUGAGCGUAAUGCAGGGUUUGUUUUGCAGCGACAGAAAGACAGGCGGGCGCCGCCACAAAGCAGAAGCCAAGGCAGCAUCCCGUGAAUGGGGUAUCGUGUAGUGCUGGGGACAGAGCUCCGCAGAUGUUGGGGCAAGGGGACAAAUCGGCAAUUCAGCUCUUGCGUUGAUUUAGGGCAGUUUUUAGACUGACAAGGCAUCCAGAUUUAGGAGUAAAACACGCUCUGGAAUAGAAGGCAGAAGGUUGAAUGGGUUGGUCUCAUCCAUUUUAUGGAUGCGCAUACAUUCCGCCUGCUAUUCUCUCUCAUUUAGCUCAGAUGCAUAUUCAUUGGACCUUUUGUGUGGUUUUCCCUUGUGAGAGAGCGACCUUUAAAGUCACAAAAGACUGGGUUAUAUAGGAGAUGGAGCGAAAAAUUGCUUUUCUGCAAGCGGUGGUCUUUAGUUGAAGGGUUGCAUUUUGUCAAAGUGGCUUUGAUAUAGAAUCGGCUAAAGAGGAGAACAGGAUGGUAGGCUAUAGCUCCAAACUAUUUUCUCUCCACCGAUGCAGCUGAAGAGAAAAGUUACUUUGGUUCGAGGGCCGCAACGUUUCCUGAAUAAUAAUGUUUCACUAUAAAGCGUCAUUGAAAGAGGAUCAUUUUGUUUGAUCUGCAUGCAGACAGCUGUUCAUUUUGCUUUUAGGCUCAGCAUUUUGCUUAUAAGCAAACGAAUGGAAAACAAAUGAUCCAUCAUCAGACAGCAGACAGACAGGGAGCAACAUCGUGAUAUGGUGACAUUUAGGCAUGUGCAAUGUAUCAACACGUUUCAAUGUUUUAUAACAUUGUCAUUACAUGUUUACGUGCCAAAUUAUCAUUACAUUACAAAUAUUAUUAAGUAGGUAUUAGUUCAUAAUCUCUUGAGAUAUACACGCAUGUAUUUUAUAUUGUGAAGGGUCGAGAAGUGGUCCUCUGUAGCUCAGCUGGUAGAGCACGGCGCUUGUUAUGCCAAGGUAAUGGGUUCGAUCCCCGGGACCACCCAUACACAAAAAUGUAUGCACGCAUGACUGUAAGUCGCUUUGGAUAAAAGCGUCUGCUAAAUGGCAUAUUAUUAUAAGCCAAGGUAGCACGCUUUAGAAGAACACAUGUAUAAACACAUUAGCAUAUGUGCAUAAAAUUAAGAUAAGCCUAUAACAUGACAUAAAAUAACAUGCACAAAUAAAAUGAAUUUGAUAAUACGAAGUUAAAUCGUUAUUAUUAUUUACCAGAUAUUCCUCUAGACACACACGGCUGUUUUAGCCUGCAUGCAAGUGUCCACCCGAUGUGUUUACACCGGCCUAUACGCAUAAUUGAAUUGAACAAGUGGCAAAGCAAAGGUAGAUCACAGCUGCAUAAUUCAGUGAGGCCAGAAAAACUGGUCACCCGUAAAUACACUCUGCGUGCUGCCUUAAUUACAGUCUCGAGAGGGAACGUGGUGGAUUAUGGUAAUGAGGGGACAUACGUUCGGAGAGCGUGUAGAAUGGAGUGAAAGGUUAUCUGACAUGAAACCAGUGACUUUGACAGUCCACUCCAAAUCCAUUCGAUAUGCUCUUUCGAUUUUAUACGGACCUUACCGUUUCUUAUUGCUAUUUUUUCUUCUUCCAGAGGCUAAUUUAAAUAAUUAGGUUAUACACUUAGAAAUUAGGGUUUGAGAUGAAUGUACAGUCCAGUUUGCACUUCCAGCAUAGUAAAGCCUUUGUAAUAAUAGUAAUAAUAAUAUGCCUAAUUGAAGUAAGACAUCGCUGCCAAAUAUAAUUAAUAUUAGGCCUGUAAACAAUAAUAAUUUAGAGACAGUAAUAAUAUAUAAAUAUAUUGUCAUCAAAUUGAUAUUGUAUUAUUAUUGUAUUAUUAUUGUAUUAUUAUUGUAUUAUUAUUGUAUUAUUGUUCUGGUUGUUUAUGUUUAUCAUAAUUAUUAAUAUAAUUAACACCAUUGUUACUAUUCCGUUUAGAACCAUGCAUUCAUUUUCUCACAAUUUACAGCUAUUUCAUCAGCAUCUGGGAAUACCGCGGAAAAUAGGCAACCAACCAUGCUCUUUGAAAUUGAUAGGCCACUAUCAUCCUACAAUAGACUUCAAUUAAUUAAAACGACCGGCCCCACAAAAAUUCCCUUUCCUAGGCCUUGACAGCUGGCUCCAUGCAUUUAGCCAACCCUCUCAUGAAGUGCCAAUUUAUUUGACCUCAUCAUCAUCAUCUAGACAUUUGUAUAUUGCGUCUUAAUUCAUUCUAUCUCUUUCUUUUUGUCUGUUCUGUUCGCAAUCAUCAGUCAACGAUGGAGGAAUCCAGCUCACAGAAGUUGGUUUGGGACGGCGACGCCAAAGCCGUGCAGCAGUGUCUAACGGAUAUAUUCACCAGCGUCUACACCACAUGUGACAUUCCAGAAAAUGCUAUUUUCGGGCCUUGUGUUUUGAGCCACACGUCGUUGUAUGACAGCAUAGCCUUCGUAGCACUCAAAUCAACGGACAAACGAACUGCGCCGUACAUAUUCAGGGUAAGGAAAGACAAAUAUUGUGAUUUUCUAGAAUGAUAAUAUUGAUAAUAUUCUUUAUUUACUGUUUUAUUACAUCUCCUUCUUCAGACUGAAUUAAAUUGUCUGUCAUGGUUGAUUUAUCAUUGUUGAUCCCAUUUCACAAAUAAGAUAACAAAUAUGGUUUAGCAUUUAUAUUUCUCAUGACAUUGGUGUGACACAGUAUACUAUAUGUAUUAGAACCUAUUUGAGGUGUUAUCUUACAAGAUAGCAUGCAGGUAUAAUGCAUAUAGUUGCACAGCCAAAACACGUGAAAAAUUGCCUAUUAAAAAAAUAAAAAAUGGACAGCCUAUGCGUAAGGGUUAGAAUGAAUGUUGGCGCACGGAUUUGUCGUUUGGGUCCAACUAACGGAUUUGCCUCGCUCUCUGUCACGGUUUGACGCGCAGGUGGACACGUCAGCAGCCAACAGCACGUCUGAGGGCUUGAUGUGGCUCCGGCUCGUGCAGUCGGCGCGGGACCGGGACGAGCAGAACCUCGAGGCCUAUGUGAAGAACGGACAGUUGUUCUACCGGUCUCUCCGGAGGAUCGUGAAGGACGAGGAGCUGUUGGUCUGGUACGGGAAAGACCUGAUUGAGCUGCUGCUGCUUAGCGCCGGUAAAGCGCCAGGCAAGACCAAAGGUGAGCAGCAAUUGUAGCAUUACCUGGUACUAGGCUUUUUUAUAUAGGCGUUACCUGGUACUAGGCUUUUUUUAUAUAGGCGUUACCUGGUACUAGGCUUUUUUAUAUAGGCGUUUGCAUUUACCUUUUGCGGCAAUAAUCCAUCAUAAAACAAAACUUGAGGAAUACUGUUGACGUGAAGCUCAUGUUCAAGAGUGUAAUAACCCUACUGUUAUUGUUUAAUUAGGUAAUAUUGUACAUGUCCUAUCAUUUACACCCACAGUAUCAUUUAAUUUUAGGGUAAAUUAAUUUGUUCAGAAAAUACAUGUAAUAAAUCUUCUUUAGGCCUAUUUAUUAUUUCUAAUAAUCAAUAGCUCAUAGUCCUAUUGUGGCUAUAACAAAACAUUACAGUACUGUUUUUCUUCUUUCUGAAUGACUGACAAUAUUUUCCCUCCAUUUCCAGGGUCGGCUCCCUAUUCGUGUCCUGACUGCAACCAGCGCUUCCAGUUUGAGUUCCCUUUCCUGGCCCACCUGAGGUUCCGCUGCACCAAGAGACUACAGAGCAUGGCGGCGGGCGAUGUGGACGAAGAGGUCCUCAGUAAGGAGCCAAGCACCGAGCGCCCUAACCCCAACACUACCACCACCACACCCACCAGAGCUAGCCCUAAACUGGGCCGCUCGGAAGGGGACAGCGCCAAACCCUCCACAGACUUCCAUAACUUAGCCAGGGACCUAGAGAACAGCCGGACUAGCCCGCCCAGCGACCGCGAGGCUGAGAUCCGCAGCGAGAGCUCUGGGAAGAGGAAGUUCUCAGAGGUAGAGGAUAGGGCUAGAGAGAGGGACAGGGACGGUAGCAGGGCCUCUCUGAGUCUGUCUCAGUCCCUCAAGUCUAAGGAGGAGCUGGCUAGCUCGGCACAGAACUACCGGGGAGCUUACGGCCUGGAGGAGAACAGACGAGGGCCCACGUUCUCCCCACCAGGGUCGGGAUCCACUGAGUCGGGUGGUGAGGGUAAACGCAGCGCCUUCACUGAGGUCAAGAAGUCUCCACAGAGCCUAAAGACGCAUGGUAACAGCAGCAGCAGCAAAAACCUCCAGAGCUCCAACGCCGAAAACAAGGACGGAGGUCGGCCCAGCCCCGGCAGCAACCCUGCCCAGGAGAAGCAUCUUAACAUCAGGCAGGUUCUGUCGGAGACCCAGCCUGCCCAGUCCCAGACCCGCAUGGAGGCCUCUCCUCUAGGGAGCGCCUUCACCUCCGUAGCCCAGCAUGGUGGGGGGAACAGUGGGGAAAGGAAGAGCGCCUUCAGCCAACCCUCCCGCCACUCUACCUCCUCCUUCUCCCAGAUCUCUCCUCUGGUCAUGACCACGUCCAAACUCCUGGACUGCCACCCGGCGGUGGGCGACACCAUCUCCUCCUCCAGACUCUACCAGGCAGACCACCUGGCCGCCAAACUCCACGGCGCCGAGCUGAGCACCAACUGCCCCGUGCCGGGCGUCAUGUCCAAGCAGAGCCCGUUCCUCUACGCGGCGGCUGCUGCCACAGCCUUCUGGCCCAAGAGCCAGGGCCCCAUCCAGCUGCAGAUGCCCUCAGCGCUAACCUUACUACCACCAUCCUUCACCUCUCUGUGUCUGCCCGCCCAGAACUGGUGCGCCAAGUGCAACGCCUCCUUCAGGAUGACCUCUGACCUGGUGUACCACAUGAGGUCGCACCAUAAGAAGGAGUUGGCCAUGGAGCCGAUGGUCAAGAGGAGGCGUGAGGAGAAACUCAAGUGUCCAAUCUGUAACGAGUCGUUCAGGGAGAGGCACCACCUCUCGCGUCACAUGACCUCCCACAACUGACUUUUAGAUCAAUAACAAACCGUUUUCACACUUCUCGGCCGAGCCAAACUGAGCCAAGCUGAGCUGAGCUGGCCGGGUUACGGAAUUGCAUCAGGUGAAGGAACCCUUUGCCGGAAAGAAUAUAUACUGUAGCCGAGCCAGCACAGUAUGGCUUGGUCAUCCAUGAAGUUACUGGGACAGACCAUAAAGGACAAUGGGAAGAUAAUAUACAGUACGGUUUGGGUCGGCACUAUAGUGGGAAAAGGGUAUCACAUCACUGACCAUGGGGAGGAACUUUUUUACCAUCUGGUUCACUCAGACAGACAGACAUGGAAUUACUGACUGACUGGCUGACGGACUGGCUGACUGGCUGACUGGCU
Molecule: messenger RNA, 5527 nt
Organism: Coregonus sp. 'balchen'
Lineage: Eukaryota; Metazoa; Chordata; Actinopteri; Salmoniformes; Salmonidae
Source: the annotation of a GenBank genome assembly